Babesia microti strain RI is the source of this 654-nucleotide messenger RNA. Its product is annotated as TP53 regulating kinase. Lineage: Eukaryota; Apicomplexa; Aconoidasida; Piroplasmida; Babesiidae. The record is from RefSeq and is a predicted model, not a curated record. Gene Ontology annotation, molecular function: ATP binding; protein serine/threonine kinase activity. Gene Ontology annotation, cellular component: cytosol; EKC/KEOPS complex; nucleus. The transcript has 3 exons. Bases 1 to 654 code for a protein of 217 amino acids. Gene Ontology annotation, biological process: protein phosphorylation.
AUGCUUGGUGCUGAAGCGGAAGUGAUUCGCGGUAAUUAUAAUGGAAAUGAAUGCGCGAUAAAAAAGAGGCUUCCUAAAACAUAUAGGCACCCACAAAUUGAUAAAAUUAUAUCUACACACCGUUUAUCUAAUGAGAUUAAAAUAUUAAAUCGUUUAUCCCUAUUUGGUAUUGACGUACCUAAAGUUUAUUAUGUUGACAAAGAAUCACAUAUUAUUUGUAUGGAAUGGGUUUAUGGCUCCAUUUGCAAAGAUUUUUUAGAAAACUCACCAAAAUUUGUUAAUAUUGAAUUUGCUGUCAUAUUAGCCAACACUAUAGCAAACAUUCAUAAAAAUAAUGUUAUUCAUGGAGAUUUGACCACAUGUAAUAUUAUUUGUAGAAAAUUAAGUGAUGAUAUCAAUUUACCUCUUGAUAAACAAGUUUCUCCGUGUAUUAUUGACUUUGGUUUAUCUUACAACUCCACUUCUAUUGAGGAUAGGGCUGUAGAUCUUUAUGUUUUGGAAAAAUGUAUCAGAUGCUCAUUGGGUUGUUAUUCUGAGGAAUGGCUUGAUGCAUUUCUUUUUCAAUAUUCUAAAUCUUUUGACAAAGGUGAUGAUGUCAUUAAGCGAUUGGAUCAAGUUAGACUUAGGGGGAGAAAAAGGUCUACGGCAGGAUAA